AUGCCUCGAAAUAUCUUCUGUGUUCCUGGGUGCCAAGUAGUAGCAGAAGAUGGUGUACCUCUACAUUACUUUUCAUGUCCUGAGAAAGAUGCAGAUUGGUUUCAUAAUUGGGUAAAGAUUAUUGUAGGUGGUAUUGUGAGUCUGGACAACACCACUGUCCGUAAAACUCAUAGAAUCUGUCGUCAGCACUUUCAGAAAGUUUCUUUACCCAAAAAACAGGCUUUGUAA
This is a messenger RNA of Parnassius mnemosyne (clouded apollo), 228 nucleotides long. The record is from the annotation of a GenBank genome assembly. NCBI's taxonomy places the organism in Eukaryota, Metazoa, Arthropoda, Insecta, Lepidoptera, Papilionidae.